UCCGUUAACAACUUUUCUCAACAAAACAGACUUCAUUUGUUCAGGCAAUGAAACCUCUCUGUAUUCACCCAAAAAAGAAACCUCUCUGCCCAAUAGAAUAGUUCUUUACAACACUGAAAACAGUAUACUACACUCUCAAAUUCAGUGGGAGUUUCAAAUACCAAUCCCCAGAUGGGUUUAGCAUUAGUGCCAAUGUCACGGCCUCUGAUUCUAUUCAUGCAUGUUGUUGUUAUGGUUCUCAUGUGUUUCGGUUCAGGCUCUCCUCAUGUUCAUGUUGCAGGCUCUGUGCAUAUCGGGAAUGAGACUGACCGGCUAGCACUGCUCGCGUUCAAGGCUGAAAUAACCAGUGAUCCCACUGGGACUCUGCACUCAUGGAAUGAAUCAAUUCACUUCUGUCAAUGGGUUGGCGUAACAUGUGGCCACCGGCACCAGAGGGUCACUGUGUUGAACCUAACUCACCUACAAUUGACAGGGUCAAUUUCGCCUCACAUUGGAAAUCUGAGCUUUCUUGGGCAACUAGGAUUGUAUAAUAAUAGCUUGAGUCAGAAAAUCCCACCUGAACUCGGUCGUUUGCGUAGGCUGCAGUUAAUGUCAUUAUAUAAUAAUUCACUUAGUGGUGAAAUUCCCGCCAAUAUAUCUGGUUGCUCUGACCUCGUUUCCCUUUCAUUUUCUGGUAAUAGAUUGGGAGGGAAAGUUCCUGCCGAGCUUGGUACCCUCUCUAAGCUCAAGAGGUUGUAUAUUCGCAACAACAAUAUAAUAGGAGGAAUCCCUUCUUCUUUUGGGAAUCUAUCUUCUCUAACUUUAUUCCAUGCAGCUCAUAAUAAUAUUAGUGGGAAUAUACCUGAAGCCCUAGGUCGAUUGACAAACUUGAACCUUCUUGCAUUGGAGGUGAACAAGUUGGUCGGUUUUAUUCCUUCUUCAUUCUAUAAUCUCUCUUCUAUCACAUCUUUGAAUAUAGCAAUGAACCAAAUUCAAGGAAGCCUUCCUUCAGACCUUGGAAUUGCUUUCCCUAAUCUUCAAUGGCUUGAAGUUGGAAUGAAUUUGCUUACUGGAUCCAUUCCUAUUUCAAUAUCUAAUGCCACCAAGCUAUAUCUCCUUGACUUUGAAGCCAAUAAAUUUAUUGGAAGAGUGCCUCCUUUGGGAAACAUGCACGAUCUUGAGUGGUUAGACUUUCAAGUGAAUCAUCUCGGAGUUGGGGAAGGUGAUGAUGACUUCAGGUUUCUCCACUCGUUGGCCAAUGCCACCAAGUUACGCUUUCUAGACCUGAGCGACAACAACUUUGGAGGGGUGUUGCCUGAAUCAAUAAGCAAUUUGUCUACUAAUCUUGGUCAACUACACUUGCAGGGCAAUAAAAUAGUUGGGAGCAUCCCAACCGGAAUAGUGAAGUUAGUCAAUUUGCAGCUUCUUGACAUGUCGAACAACCAUUUCACAGGUAACAUUCUUGCUGAUAUUGGGAAGCUUCAAAAUCUGCGGAUUCUUGAACUUCAGGGUAAUAAAUUCAAUGGGGAAAUCCCAUCGUCUCUGGAAAAUUUGACAUUAUUAACCACUCUUUAUCUAGAGGAAAAUAAUUUCCAAGGCAACAUCUCUUCAAGUCUGGGAAAAUGCCCACUUGUACAACUCAAUCUUGGUAGAAACAAUCUUGCCGGUACCAUACCCAAAGAAGUUUUAAGUCUCUCAUCAUUAUUGUACAUGAACCUAUCUCAAAACCAUUUAGUUGGGUCCCUGCAAUUGGAAAUUGGAAUUUUAAUAAAUCUUGAACAACUAGAUGUUUCUGGGAACAUGUUGUCUGGUAAAAUUCCAAGCACUCUUGGUAGCUGUGUAAAAUUGAGAUUAGUAUACAUACAAAGCAACAAUUUUUGGGGAACUCUUCCUCAAUCUUUAAGUUAUUUGAGAGGUCUUGAGGAAUUAGAUCUUUCUCACAAUAAUCUCUCAGGAAAAAUCCCAGACUAUUUGGAGGCCUUUCUCUUCUUACAAAAAUUAAAUCUAUCAUUCAAUGAUUUUGAGGGUGUAGUACCGAAAAGUGGCAUAUUUCAGAACAUAACUGCUAUUUCUGUUAAAGGAAAUGACAAGCUUUGUGGGGGUAUACCAGAAUUAGAGUUGCAUAGCUGCAACUCCAAGGUGUUCAAAAGGAAAGGAUUUACUCUCACAUUGACACUAAUAAUCUCCACAUCAGUUGGGCUUCUAGGACUAAUUCUGAUGUUGUGUUUCCUAUAUCUCUGUUGGUCUAGAAAUACAACAAAAGUACCUUAUUUCAGAUUUUCUGGGAACUCAUUUUUGAAAUUGUCCUACCAAAAUCUACUUGAAGCUACUGAUGGGUUCUCUCUAGCCAAUUUGGUUGGCGUGGGUAGUUUUGGUUCAGUGUACAAAGGAAUUCUUGAUCAAGGUGAAAAAGUUGUAGCAGUGAAGGUACUAAACCUUUUAUUUCAUGGAGCUUCCAAGAGUUUCAUUGCUGAAUGUGAGGCCUUGAGGCGCAUUAAACAUCGAAAUCUUGUCAAGGUUGUCACAGCAUGUUCAAGUGUUGACUACAAUGGUAAUGAUUUCAAAGCUCUAGUUUAUGAGUUCAUGGACAAUGGGAGCCUAGAGGAGUGGUUGCAUCCAAAUGAGAACAAAGAUGAUGCGCAUGCUGAGUCAAGAAAUUUAAACCUCCUACAAAGGUUAAAUAUUGCCAUUGAUGUUGCUUCUGCACUUGAUUAUCUUCACAAUCAUUGCCUGGAACCAAUAGUUCAUUGUGAUUUGAAGCCAAGUAAUGUUCUUCUGAACAAUGAAAUGAUUGGCCAUGUAGGUGAUUUUGGGUUAGCAAGAUUCGUUCCAGAAGCUACCUAUGACUGUUCAGUAAAUCAAUCAAGUUCUGUUGGCAUAAGAGGAUCUGUUGGUUAUGCUGCUCCAGAGUAUGGUAUGGGAAAUGAGGUGACAACAUCUGGUGACGUGUAUAGUUAUGGUAUCCUUUUAUUGGAAAUGUUUACGGGGAAGAAACCUACCGAUAACAUGUUUAAUGAUAGUUUGAAUCUUCACAACUUUGUUAAGAUGGUUUUACCUGAAGAAGUAGUGAGCAUUGUUGAUCCAACACUAGUUCAACAAAGAGAAAAGGGGAAGGCAAGCUCAAACACCAACAACAUUCAGAAUCAGAGCUCUGCUGACACUCGAAAAAUUCAGGAGUGCUUGAUUUCAAUACUUAAUAUUGGAAUUGCCUGUUCACAAGAAUUACCAGGAGAUCGACUGACCAUUAAUCGUGUUGUUACUCAACUGCAUGUGAUCAAGAACAACCUUCUUGGAACUGAUGGUCUUCAUGGAGGCAGAAGAGCUAAGAUUGCAGUGUGAUCAUGAGUAGGUGCUUGAGUUUUGAUUGGACUUGAAGAAUAUCGACUCAACAACUAAGCGACACUGCAAAUUAUUAAAUGCAACUUUUCUCAUUUAAAUGUAUUUUAUUUUAAGAAGACUAUGCAUGAUUUGCAAUGGCUAUCCUAUCUUAUAAACUCUAAGAAUAAGCUUAACAUAUAGUUA
Molecule: messenger RNA, 3501 nt
Organism: Camellia sinensis
Lineage: Eukaryota; Viridiplantae; Streptophyta; Magnoliopsida; Ericales; Theaceae
Biological process (GO): protein phosphorylation
Molecular function (GO): ATP binding; protein binding; protein kinase activity
Source: RefSeq, a predicted model, not a curated record